This is a messenger RNA of Periophthalmus magnuspinnatus, 6316 nucleotides long. Its product is annotated as dual specificity calcium/calmodulin-dependent 3',5'-cyclic nucleotide phosphodiesterase 1A. The transcript has 16 exons. Gene Ontology annotation, molecular function: 3',5'-cyclic-nucleotide phosphodiesterase activity. Gene Ontology annotation, biological process: signal transduction. The coding region runs from base 61 to 2190 and encodes 709 amino acids. The record is from RefSeq and is a predicted model, not a curated record. Lineage: Eukaryota; Metazoa; Chordata; Actinopteri; Gobiiformes; Gobiidae.
CUAGAGCAGGGAUGUAAACUUUCCCCAGACACGGGCGAGGAGUCCGGAGCAGCAGAGCGUAUGGAGGACAGCGAAGAACCACAGGGACAACCCGCGGGAGAGUGUGGACAUGCCUUGGGAGCAGUAGCGGACCUGCGAGGGGAGGAGGGGGGAGAAGCGCUGAAUACUGAUGACUCUGAAGGAGACUUUGGAAUACACCAGUACACAGGCGCGCACAAGGACGCGCACGGCUCGGAAACGCGCUCACCGCACUCAGAAAAUGCGAUGAGCACCGCUGGAGAGGUGGACAGUGGAGGAGAGACAGAGAAGACAGAGAGCGAGAGAGAGCAGCGCGCCUCGGAGCAGGGGCUAAACGGGGGCGCAUCCUCAACGGAGCAAGAGCACAGAGCGGAGCAGCAGGCGAACAUGAGAGAGUCAGCAGCACCGCGGCAAACGGCGGAGGGGCGGCUGGAGCGGCAGAGCACCGAGGACAUUGUCGACCUGCCCGCACACGUCCUGCACCGGCUCCGAGGAAUGCAGAAGUACAAGAGUGCAUCACAGAGGAUGAAGGGGGUCCUGGAGCAGAUGGACCAGGGUGUGGUGGACCUUCAGGAGCUGCGCAGGAACCUGGAGCUGGCGUCAGCCAUGCUGGAUGCCAUCUACACGGACGAGACCAAGCGUUUGCUGGACACAGAGGAUGAGCUGAGCGAGCUGAAGGCAGAGUCAGUGCCCACCGAGGUGCGUGAUUGGCUGGCCUGCACUUUCAGCAGCAAAAUGGGCGUGGCCAAACGGCGCCCGGAAGAAAAGCCCAGAUUCCGGAGCAUUGUUCAUGCAGUGCAGGCCGGAAUCUUUGUGGAGCGAAUGUACAGAAGAACAUCCAACAUGGCCGGUCUCACCUACCCCCCGACUGCAAUCAGUGCACUCAAGGAAGUGGAUCAGUGGUCCUUUGAUGUGUUCUCAUUCCAAACUGCCACGGGAGAGCACGCCCUCAAGUUCUUGGUGUAUGACCUCCUGACGCGCUAUGACCUGAUCAGCCGUUACCGGAUCCCGGUGCAGGCGUUGGUGCUGUUCGUAGAGGCUCUGGAGGCAGGUUACAGCAAACACCGUAACCCCUACCAUAACCUGAUUCACGCUGCAGACGUCACGCAAACAGCUCACUUCCUCAUGCUGCACACAGGACUCAUGCACUGGUUGAGUGAGCUGGAGAUCCUGGCCAUGGUUUUUGCAGCUGCCAUCCAUGACUUUGAGCACACAGGAACGACCAACAACUUUCACAUUCACACAAGGUCGGAUGUGGCCAUUCUGUACAAUGACCGCUCAGUGCUGGAGAAUCACCACGUGAGCGCUGCCUACAGGCUGAUGGCAGAUGAGGAAAUGAACAUCCUGAUCAACCUCAAUAAGGACGACUGGAGAGAGCUGAGGGCCCUGGUCAUUGAGAUGGUGAUGUCCACAGACAUGUCCUGUCACUUCCAGCAGAUCAAGACCAUGAGGAACUCUGUGUCACAGACGCCCAGUCUGGAUAAAGUGAAGGUGCUGUCCCUGGUGCUUCAUGCUGCAGACAUCAGCCACCCGGCCCGGGCCUGGCCCUUGCACUAUCGCUGGACGCACAACCUCAUGGAGGAGUUCUUCAGACAGGGCGACAAAGAGAUGCAGUUGGGCCUGCCUUUCUCCCCACUGUGCGACAGGAAGGCCACCAUGAUCGCCCAGUCCCAGAUCGGCUUCAUAGACUUCAUCGUGGAGCCCACCUUUAGUGUGCUGGUGGACACUAUGGAGAAGGUGAUUGGUCCACUGAUCGAAGAGGACCGAAAGGCUAGAGAGUCAGGCAACAGGAGGUCCAGUCUGACCGGGAGCGGCACAGUGACAGUGGAGUCGGUCCAGAGGCACAGCAGCAGUCGCCAUGGACAGGAGGACGCUCAGACAGAUUUCUCCCUGACGGCCAUAGACUUGCCCGGGCUGCGGCAGCGCCUCAGUGGGGUCAUCGUCAGCAACAAGGAGCGUUGGAAGGAGUUGUCGCUGCAUGAGGUGGCCAAUAAGGAACAGGAGAAGAAAGAGGAGGCGGAGCCUAAAGUCAGCACAGAAUUACAUGACUCUCCCAGUCAUGCUGCCGACCAAUCACAGAGCUCCAAGGACAGCCCCCCUGAGCCUGAGACAGAUCAUUCCAACUGGAACGGGGCAGGGCCAGAUUUACAGGAGGAGGAGGAGGAGGCCUGAGGACACCUGAGGACUGUGGACGUCUUAGAUGGUCAUGUGACUUCACCUUCGAAUGUCCUCCUCAGGACAUGGACCCUCUGCCCAUCUCACCGACACUCAAUCUAGAACCAUGUUUGUUGUAUUACAGAAUAUUGUGUAGAAAUCAGCCUGCUGUUUAUAUAGUCCAGAGUACAGACAUAGACCUGCACCAAAGAUGGUAAGGAUAUGUUAAAAAAAAACACAAAAUUAGCAGUCAGACCUUGGAGGGCAGAGGUCCGAAUGAGGAGCAGAAUGUUGAGCAGAUUAGGGGUGAUGUAGGGGCCUGUGCAGAGGGGGGGAGGGGCGCUGUGAGCCCCAGCUUUAGGUGUUGUGACCAUGUUGCUAUAUGCUUUUGUGACCAAUCCUGUUAUAAAUAUGACAUUCUGAGGAUAUAAGACUGUUUGUAAGCGCACUCCUGGUCUGUCUCCUGCUGAAGUCAUCCCAGACGCUGAUGUAAUGUUCUAAACUUACUGUGUAAAGGACUUUUGAGGGUUGUCACAAUCUCAGUUGGAGGGCAGGGUAAAUAAGACUGUAAAAGUAAGAUACUAUUUUUAAAAAGGAACAACAAAUCUGUAUUCUGCUGGGUUGUUGCCAGUGUAUGAACUACAAUCCAGCCAGUGUGACAAAAAAUCCUUGUAAUGAUUUGCUGGAGAACUCCUGACAGAGACUUUGUGCCAGUUAUUGUUUCCUGUGGAGAAAAUUGCCAUCUUUGAGCCUGCUGGGGCAGUGUGGUCUAUUCUAGUCUUCUACAUUUGUUCUGUGGGCUGUGCUCUCUGUAGCCCAAUCGAACCAUGGCACACUUUAGACUCUGACAUGGUUGGAAGAGGUGGGUCAAAGCACAACACAAUUGCUAAUGUAUGUGUACACGCACUAAAAACACACUCCAAACCACACAGUGCAUCCACACUUACUUUCAAGAAGGACAGUCGCAGAAGUUUAGAAGUCUCUCGUCUUCUUUUAGCUGUGCUGCUCCAGGCUAUCCCAAAGCCUGAUGGAGUAGGGUUUUAGAUUUUCUCCGCUACAGUGUUAGCCCAUUGUGCGAUAGGUAAACAAGCAGUGCUAUCUGAUGACAUCACUGGGUUUGUUUGUGCAGGUAUGAGUACAGGCCACAGAACUCUCCCCAAUCAAUCAUCAUCCUAAAUGUGCCUCCAUCCUCCACUCAAACUGAUGGUCUCUUUCUUAGCAUGUAAGUCUGUAUGUAAACAGAUGUGCAUCUAUAUGUAUAUACAUGGAUAUGGAUAUGCCCGAGGACUGCUCUAUUAUGGUAAAAAUCAUAGUCACCAUUUUUGGUUCAUAAUUGAAACCACUAUUAUUUCAAACUAUUACUUGUACACUGCCGAAAUUCACCUGUAGAGAAAGCAUAGUUUUUCUUUAUUUUAUUAGCAAUUUUAUUCAGUAUUAAUUGAAAUCAAGACUUUAGAUUUGAGUCAUUGCACAGUCCUAAUACAUGCCUGUACUCUGUGCAUGUACAUGUAUGUAACAAGAUAGGUGAGUGUUUGUCCUACAAUCAGGACAUUGAAUGUAUGAGUGUGUAUAUACAUUAAUGUAGCACAUGUGACUGUAUGGGUCAUCACAUUGUGCAACUAAAUCAUCUCAUUAUACGGUCUCAUCCUACUGUCUAUCUGCUGUCUCAUCCUAUUGUCUACCUAUUGUCUCAUCGUGCUGUCUCACACUGCCUACAUGUUCUCUCAUCCUAUUGUCUCAUCCUUCUGUGUACCUGUUUUUUCCAUCCUACUGUUCUCCUGUUGUCUCAUCCUGCUGUCUACCUGCUGUCUACCUGCUGUCUCAUCCUACGGUUACCUGUUGUCUCAUCCUGUUGUUUACCUGGUGUCUAUCCUACUGUCUCUGCCAGAGCUUUGAGCCAGAAGUCAUCAGUGCGCCCCACAUCUCCUGUAUGUGUUGUAUGUUCACUGUUAGCACAUGUGCCACCAGGCUAAUGCUAGUGCUAGCCCGGAACAUUCUGAGGACACUGUCUUCUGUCAGGAGUUGGUCUGAAGUGUACCAGAACAGGCUAAGACAAAGGUGACUGAAGUGAGCAUGUGUUACAAUACUUCUGCAAAGGCAGCUCUUGGACAACAUGUCUAAACUAGUAACUCUGUAGUUUUAGUAAUCAAAAUGAUAAUUGAAGCAAAAUUAAUUUUGCCUUAAUAAAUAUAUAUUUUUUGUAAUUUGCAUGAGCCCCAAUGUGUGUUGUGACCUUUGACACUGCAGUGCAGUUUUGUACCUGCUCACAUGUGUCUAAAACAAAUUGGGCUAGUGCUAGAUAGCUGGAUCUGGAGGGACAGAAGUUCAGAAGUCCUUUAUUACCCGGACACAUUCUCCUUUUGAGACGCAAAAAAACAUCCAGGAGGAAUUUCUAAAUUACCCCGAAAUGUCAAGGAUUUUGACACUAUAUCAGUCGACAGCUUUGUGUGGGCCACUUUUCUUAAUUUUGGUGACAGGUCAUCUAACACAAUCAUGGAUCUACAUAAGAUCUUAUUAUACUUCCAUAGAUACAAUCAUCGGCGCUUCUCCAGCACCGUGCAUCUAAACAGCGCCUUUCCCCUGCUCCUGAUCAUACAUGCAACAUGCAACUACAUGUGAAGAGGUUUGAUGUCAUAACGCAGUGCUUUAUAUCUCAAACUCUACACCAUAUUUUAUUGUAUGAAAAUUUACCUCAUAUUAGUGGAAAUACGUUCAUAAAGAAGCGAUGUGAAUUCAGAUACUCAUAAUUACGUCUCAACAGUAGCUUAUGGAAUACAGGAUAAAAGAUUUAAGCCUAUAGUGUUUGUUCUUCUCUGUCUCAAGCACAGACUGAACGCUCCUGUCUGUGAGAAGUACACAUGAACAGGGCUCUAUCGGAGCAGGGGACAGGGGACAUGCAGUAGACACUGUCAGGAAAAUAAACCCACAAAAAAAUAUAUCUACAUUGUCUUAUAUUGGUAAACUGUGGUUUUGUAGACCUCUAAAAUGCAAUGAAAUGCAUGUGGUUUACCUAAAAUUGCCCUGAGGAGGAACUCAGACCCCUGGUAUACAUAUUACCACACAUUUGCAAUAUUAAAUUCAAACAACAGAAACAUCAACAGAAAUUGAACUUUCACCACAGAACCAGGUGUCUUCUUUUUUGAUAACCCCAAUCUUAACCAUUUCCCCCACCGUAACAUAGGCCUUAUCCUGUUCCUAAACUAACCAAACCCUAACCUUAACCCCAUUUUCUAACUUUAAAAAAUAACCCUGUCUCUCUACUUCAUCACUUCAAAUAACAAAUCACAGCAGACUCUCCCUCCCGAUCCAACACUCUAGCAUUAAUCAACAAACUGUGUUCAACUUCCGACACCUCAAAGGCCACUCUAGAGUCACUGAGCCAAGAUGGCUACUGUGGAGCCGCUGGGAGUUUACCAAUCACCAGGAUCCUUUGUGCCUGAACAACACACUGGAUGCACACAUGUCAAAUCAAUACAUCUAAAAGAAAAUAACUUAAGUAUUUUAAAGGGAAUUAUUAUGCAAAAUUGACUUUGGAACGUUCUACCAUGCAUUGUUCCCUCAUUAAAAAUUUGCCUGAAGAGGUUUUAGACGUCAUCCAUGCAUGUCUGAGUAAUAUAGUGAUUUCUCCCAGGCCCUAUUUAAACCCCCCUUACGGUUAGCAGUAUGAGACUGUACAAGGCUACUUGACCCAUGCUCCCACACGACAAUUUUCCAUAAAUAUACAAAAGUAAACACAAUACACUACAGUGUAUAUGCAGUAGGGUUUCAAAACUGAAACUUGCUGAACAUGUACAUUGUUUUUGGUGAAUAUAGCAUUUUCAGAACAAAAGGUGGCAUGAUGAUCUAAAUAGGUUACGUUUAAUUUAUUUAAUUUAUAUGAAUCAUCACAGUUUAAACACUUAUGUGAAGCAGUUGAGCACACACUACUGUCAAAUGUCCCACCGCAUGCAGUCACAGGAUGCUGGUGAUUGGUUCUUGCUGAGGGCGGGUCUCACUUGCGGGUCAGGAGGGAUGAGGAGUUGGGACCCGUCAAUGUGUGUGGACAAUGUGGUUACCGUGGAUACUGAUGUGUAGCGUGUGAUGGCGGACAUGUACAGCUCUCUGUAUUAUUGUAAGAAACAUGCAGAUCUAUUAAAGAGUCAUG